Molecule: messenger RNA, 2388 nt
Organism: Symbiodinium necroappetens
Lineage: Eukaryota; Dinophyceae; Suessiales; Symbiodiniaceae
Source: the annotation of a GenBank genome assembly
AUGACGGCGUACGGUGUCUUUCUGACGGCCGCGCUGGCAGUCUACCACUUCAUCGCGAACGGCGAGUUCUCUGCGAUCCUGACGUUGGCAGUCAUCUUCCAGUGCCUGGGCUUCGCCUUGCUCUGCGUGCAGGUUCUGCUCACCGGCACCUGCACUGGCAUCUCGGCCCGGGCUUUGGCGCUGGACGCUUGGGCUUUGUGCUUUCGCCUGUCCUCCACUUUGUGGCUGAACGGCUACCUGCCGGUGGAUGCCUCUGGCGACUGGGCCUACCAGGCGGUGGACAUUGUGUCCCUCGUCUUGGUGCUCUGGCUGCUGCAUUCGCUGCUCUUUGAGAAGAAGCACACGUAUCAGGAAGAGCAGGACACGUUUCCGGCAACCCCUGUGGUAUUGGCUUGCCUUGCACUGGCAGUUGCCUUUCAUGCCGACAUGAACUCGCGACCAAUCUUUGAUACGCUAUGGAUGGCAGGUCUGUUCAUCAGCGCCGUUGCGGUUUUGCCUCAGCUGUGGCUGAUCUCCAAGACUGGCGGGAAAGUUGAGCCCUUGACCAGCCACUACAUUGCGGCCAUGGCCAUCAGCCGUGCCUUGAGCGGUGUCUUCAUGUGGCAUGCGCGCUUCGACAUCACUUGUGCCCCAUGGGUGGGCGGAUUCAACCAUGCCAUCUGGGUCAUCUUGGGAGCACAUGCUCUCCACAUGCUGCUUUUGGGAGAUUUUGGCUACUACUACAUCAAGACUGUCAUGAAGGGAGGCCUAACAGCACAGCUGGAUCUCAUCCAGGAGCUGAGACAACUUUCGGCAUUCCUCUCUUUGUUCUUGAAGGUGGGGAAGAAUUGGAAGAUCUUCUUCGUUAGCUCUGCAAAGAAGGCGAGGUGCGUUUGCGAUUUGACUUCGUCUUGGGCCGAGCUGGGCCUUGACAGGUCUCCCCGUUCAUACCUCUACGUUCUCCAGGCAGGAUCGCGGAACCGGCAAGCCUCCAGGAAGUUGAAGAAGAUUCCUGAAGUGGUCCGAAAGGCAAACCUCGACGUUGCACUAUGUUGGAGUGAGCAGGCCAUUUGCACCAUGCUCUCUACAGCAUCCCUCUCCAUGAUGGCCAAGAAGGUUGACCUGUUCAGUAUUCAGCCGAAUACAGUACGUGCUAUGUGCUUUGUGAACAGUGUCUUUCUGACGGCCGCGCUGGCAGUCUACCGCUUCAUCGCGAACGGCGAGCACGUCAUCUUCCAGUGCCUGGGCUUCGCCUUGCUCUGCGUGCAGGUUCUGCUCACCGUGUGGGGCGCCGCACACAGUGACGGCAGCACUGAGGGCACCUGCACUGGCAUCUCGGCCUGGGCUUUGGCGCUGGACGUGUGGCUUGGGCUUUGUGCUUUCGCCUGUCCUCCACGCCCGGGCCCCGGCGUGAGUCGAGAGCCGGACCUGCUGGUCGUGCUCAUGCAGCUCGCUUGCAGCAGCAUCGCAGACUUUUCGGCAUCUCCUGACAGUUUGUGGCUUCAUGGCUACCUGCCCGUGGACGCAUCUGGCGACUGGGCCUACCAGGCCGCCACCGAGGAGCAGAAGGAGGAGGAGGGGGAGGAGGAGGACCAGGGGUGGAGGAAUGUGCAGGCGGUGGAUGUCGUGUCGCUUGUCUUGGUGCUCUGGCUGUUGCACCUUGGCCAAAUAAAUCAUAGGAAGAAACAAUCGCAAUACUUCCGCAUGCGUGAACUGCUGGAUUUCUCGCAGCAGAGGCACUCGCUGUUCUUUGAGAAGAAGCACACCUAUCAGGAAGAGCAGGACAUGAACGCGCGACCCGUGUUUGACACCCUGUGGAUGGCAGGUGCGGUGCUCUGUGUGGCAGGUCAUUGCCAUGCAAAAAGCAGUGUAGCGUGCACAAGUGGAUGUGGUUCCCAUCUCUUCGUUGCAGCAGGUUUGUUCAUCAGCGCCGUUGCGGUUUUGCCUCAGCUGUGGCUGAUCUCCAAGACUGGCGGGAAAGUUGAGCCCCUCACCAGCCACUACAUUGCGGCCAUGGCCAUCAGCCGUGCCUUGAGCGGUGUCUUCAUGUGGCACGCGCGCUUCGACAUCACGUGUGACCCAUGGGUGCCUGGCUACAACCAUGCCAUCUGGGUGAUCUUGGGAGCGAAUGCCCUACACAUGCUGCUGUUGGGAGACUUUGGCUACUACUACAUCAAGACUGUGAUGAAGGGAGGUCUAACGGCACAGCUCGACCUGAUCGAGGAGCUGGGCCUGGGUUUUGAGGAUUGUACGUGCGAUUCACAUCGCUCCGCAGGACAGCUACGUCUAGCCUGCUGCUCUGAGAGCGCAGCUUCUCACAGGGACACUCUCUGCAGACACCGACAGGUGAGAGUGUUCAUCAUUUUAAGUUGCCUUCCUUCCAAACAGGAAGGGUGGGUGACCAUGUGA